This is a messenger RNA of Phytomonas sp. EM1, 562 nucleotides long. The record is from the annotation of a GenBank genome assembly. Lineage: Eukaryota; Euglenozoa; Kinetoplastea; Trypanosomatida; Trypanosomatidae.
GCAGUAGAGUAGCGAAGCUGAUAAGAAAAAUAGGCACCCUACUGAUAUGAGCAUAAAAAACGCUGACGAGCAAGAAAGCUUAUUGUCGCGCCUGCAUUGGCUCAUAGAACGCAGUAAAAAUGACUUCAAAGGGAAUCCUCCUCCUUUUGAGCAGCCCAAAGAUCGAAAACUCGUAGAGCGAGAAAAGCAGCGGCGAGCUAAUGUCUUAGCUGCUCCUGAAAGAUUUUUACCCUUUCACCAUGCCCCUAAGCCACUUGCCCUUGACGCAACACGCAUUGAUUAUUUAAAGGGGGUAGACAACACUAAGUUCCGUACCAUACUACUGCGCAAAGAAAACUCUACAAAGCAAAAAGUUGACCCUGAAACUGGACUUAUUGAAAUACAAGCUGCGCUUUGCUGGAACAUCAAGCCUCGUUCUAAGCCACUGAACUCUGAUGUGCGCUCUCAAUCCGAUCAACAUCUUAAAUAUGCAACCAAUGGGAUACAAAAUGAUGUUGCGCGGCAUGUCCGUAGUUCAUCACCACAGAAGCAUAUUGUCGGACACAUCCAUGAAGUUCAUUAA